AUGGCCCUUGUUUCUGGCUCCUCAUACGGUUCCGGAAGAGUUGCAACAGCUUCCUUUGUACCGAUCAGUUUUGGACUCUCGGGUUCAGAAUGCGCUGCACGAUCAAUCUUCUGGGGGCUAAACAUACAGGGAGAUGUAAUGGGAUAUAUUGAUUGGGACGAUCUCGGUCAAUCUCAAGCAGACCCUCGCCUGUCAGUCCAAGUCAAUCCGACAGGGGAUAUGUUCCUGGGCAUAUUGCUAGUGACCUUGGUGGCUCAGGGUCUCGUUCGUACACGUGUAUUAUCGGAGAUCUUCGUCUUUGGUUCCACAAAUGGUAAGGGGUACGGCAAAAAAUCAAUUGUGAUAUCCCCUUCUGAUUGA
Molecule: messenger RNA, 360 nt
Organism: Colletotrichum navitas
Lineage: Eukaryota; Fungi; Ascomycota; Sordariomycetes; Glomerellales; Glomerellaceae
Exons: 1
Coding region: 1-360 (119 amino acids)
Source: RefSeq, a predicted model, not a curated record